Molecule: messenger RNA, 907 nt
Organism: Anoplophora glabripennis (Asian longhorned beetle)
Lineage: Eukaryota; Metazoa; Arthropoda; Insecta; Coleoptera; Cerambycidae
Product: equilibrative nucleoside transporter 1-like
Exons: 5
Coding region: 8-865 (285 amino acids)
Biological process (GO): nucleoside transmembrane transport
Cellular component (GO): plasma membrane
Molecular function (GO): nucleoside transmembrane transporter activity
Source: RefSeq, a predicted model, not a curated record
GUUGACGAUGACGAUUUUGGCAAUAAUGAAUGGGAUACUCGCCUUAUUUCAGGUAAGUUCCUUCGUGCUCUUAUCGAAAUUUCCCGCGGGGUACAUGAAAACGUUCCUCAUCGGUCAAGGGGUAGGAGGAAUCUUCAGUUCAGCUCUCCAGGUCCUCUCAUUGGCCAUAGGAACUUCUUCCGAGGCUUCCGCUCUCAUUUACUUCACGCUGGGAAGCAUCUUAACAACAGCAACUCUGGUCCUCUUUUACGUCAGCAAAAAUGUCUGUUACUACCAGUACCAUAUAGAUAACAGCGUGGAAGACACUAAGAGGGAUAUUAUAAAAGUACCAGAGCUGAUGGAGGUGUCGACUAGGAUUUGGUCUAGUCUAGUAAUCGUGACGGCAAGUGCUUUGGCUUUUGUGCCCACCCAUCCGUCAAUCGCUUCUUUGGUGGUUUCGGAAUAUUACGGUCAAGGGAGCUCUUGGAAUGAUAAAUAUUUUGUAGCUGUCAUAACUUUUCUAUUCAGUGACGUGUGCGCCUUAAUAGGAAGGGUACUAGCGGCAGCUUUCACAAAGACUUUAAGUGGACCUUGGCUGUCGGGCAUAGCUGUCUUAAGGAUGAUACUAUUCGUACCGCUGUUCAUUUUUUGCAACGCCCUACCACGGCAACAUCUUCCUGUUUUAUUUCCGCACGACUGGCAGUAUAUUUUAAUAUUGGGAGGUUUUUUCAUUUCCAGCGGGUACCUGUUCAACAUUGCGUUUCUAAAUGUGACAAAACAUGCACCUGGCAAAGAAGAGACUGCCUAUCUGCUACUGCAGACUUGUAUUGGAAUAUUCGGUGCUGUUUUUUCACCUGUUGGCGUAGUUUGCGUUUAUAUAUUAUGACGUGUAGAAAAUAUGUCUCAAUAAAUGUUUUUUUACAUAAAA